CUGGCCAAUUCUUCAAUUUACAAAACAGCAGGAAAUAGAAACUUUGGAAAAAUGCAAACUACUUCAGAAAGGGAGGGCCCUGGGAGGUAGGGUCUCAGCAUUGGACCUCACUAACAACUGGUCUCAGCGUCAAAAAGCGCACUUUCAAACCCUCCUUCAAGCUCACAGCACUGCUUCCCCCCAACCCAGGAGAUGGUCAAGGAGGAGCAUGAAGUGGCUGUGCUGGGGGCGCCCCUCAGUUCUGCACCUAUCACAUCCACGGUGUUCAACAUCCGCAGCGACACCUCCGUGCCUGACCACGUCGUCUGGUCCCUCUUCAACACGCUCUUCAUGAGCUGCUGCUGCCUGGGCCUCGUGGCCUUCGCCUACUCCGUGAAGGUGCACGUGUCAUUCUCCACGAGAGCGUCAGCUGCACUCGGGUUGCCCACUGCCCACAGAGGUCUGGGGCCCCCAGGCUGGCUCAGAAAACACCACGUGCACAGACUUGGGAACCUGGGGGGAAAGCGCCAUACCCCAGCAGAGGGAAAGGAGCCCCAGACUCCCUGGGGGGACUGAGGGGCUAUGAGGAGGUCCCUCCACCAGCAGGGAGGGACAGCCGGUCCCUCCCCAGGUCCCCUCAUCACCUUGUCUCCCCCAGUCUAGGGACCAGAAGAUGGUGGGCGACGUGACCGGGGCCCAGAGCUACGCGUCCACUGCCAAGUGCCUGAAUGUCAUUGCCAUGGUCUUCAGCCUCCUACUGACCAUCGGGUUCAUCAUUCUUUUAGCCACUGGUGCGGUGGUGAGCCUCCAAGCCAUUUCACAGAUGUUGCAGAACCAUGGGGGCUACUAGUCGAUGCAGCCGGAGCCCUCCGGCCCCCCACCGCUGGCCCUGCAUGCUGCCCCACCCCCUUUUACAGCAGUUUUCACAUUUGUAUCUGUCUAUAAAUGAAUCCAAUAAAGUGCCUGUACGUGCAACAGU
Molecule: messenger RNA, 958 nt
Organism: Loxodonta africana (African savanna elephant)
Lineage: Eukaryota; Metazoa; Chordata; Mammalia; Proboscidea; Elephantidae
Product: interferon-induced transmembrane protein 3-like
Exons: 3
Coding region: 193-555 (120 amino acids)
Biological process (GO): response to interferon-beta; response to interferon-alpha; type I interferon-mediated signaling pathway
Cellular component (GO): plasma membrane
Source: RefSeq, a predicted model, not a curated record